CGAGGAGGCGGCGGCGGCGGGUCAGUCGGUCGGUCUGUCAGAACCGGCCUCCCCCUCCUCCUCCUCUUUCUCCCUGGGUUGAAAAAAGGGGGGGAUCAGAACGGGGUUUGCUUUCCCCCGCCGAGGAGGAGCCGGCGCCGCCUUCACCACAGCCGCGAUGGAGCCGGAGUCUGUGAUUGAGGACAAGACCAUCGAGCUGAUGCAUUAGGAGUGCAUAUUGGGAUUUCGUUCAAGAAAGAAGUAGAUACACCAAGCUGAAGAUGAUUGGCUGCUCUCUUUUGACAGACAAGUGUGAAAAGGAAACCCCAUUCGAAUCCCCAUUCAUUCUGGAUUGGUGGAUCUGAAGCACAGAAACAGAGUUUCAGUGUUCUGUGCCAAGGUCUUUGUGGCUAGGCUGCUCCAACCUGGUAGAGAGCAUGUGCGCACUGAGAUGCCUGCAGAGCAUGCCCAGUGUCAGAUGUCUCCAGAACACGUCAGUAAUGGAGGAUCAGAAUGAAGAUGAGUCUCCAAAGAAAAACACACUGUGGCAGAUAAGCAAUGGAACUUCAUCUGUGAUAGUCUCAAGGAAACGACCAUCUGAAGGAAACUACGAGAAAGAAAAAGACUUGUGUAUUAAAUAUUUUGACCAGUGGUCUGAAUCGGAUCAAGUGGAGUUUGUGGAACACCUUAUUUCACGAAUGUGUCAUUAUCAGCAUGGACAUAUUAAUUCUUACUUGAAGCCCAUGUUGCAGAGGGACUUCAUCACUGCUUUACCAGAACAAGGUUUAGAUCACAUAGCAGAAAAUAUCCUAUCCUACCUUGAUGCCCGAUCACUCUGUGCAGCAGAGUUGGUUUGUAAGGAAUGGCAGCGAGUUAUUUCAGAGGGAAUGCUAUGGAAGAAGCUAAUUGAGAGAAUGGUACGAACUGAUCCGCUCUGGAAGGGGCUAUCGGAAAGAAGGGGCUGGGAUCAGUACCUGUUUAAAAAUAGACCCACAGAUGGCCCUCCCAAUUCAUUUUAUAGGUCACUGUAUCCAAAGAUAAUACAAGAUAUAGAGACUAUAGAGUCCAACUGGCGAUGUGGAAGGCACAACUUGCAAAGAAUUCAGUGCCGUUCUGAAAAUAGUAAAGGUGUUUACUGUUUGCAGUAUGAUGAUGAAAAGAUUAUCAGUGGCCUAAGGGAUAACUCCAUCAAGAUUUGGGAUAAAACUGUAUUGGAAUGUUUGAAAGUAUUAACAGGACAUACUGGCUCUGUCCUAUGUCUGCAGUAUGAUGAAAGAGUCAUUGUAACUGGAUCUUCUGACUCCACUGUGAGAGUUUGGGAUGUGAACACAGGCGAAGUCCUGAACACACUGAUUCAUCACAAUGAGGCAGUGCUUCACUUGCGGUUCAGUAAUGGCUUAAUGGUGACCUGUUCAAAGGACAGAUCUAUUGCUGUCUGGGAUAUGGCCUCCCCAACUGACAUCACCCUGCGUCGUGUAUUGGUUGGCCAUCGAGCUGCUGUUAAUGUUGUAGAUUUUGAUGACAAGUAUAUUGUAUCUGCUUCCGGUGAUAGGACCAUUAAAGUUUGGAGCACAAGCACAUGUGAAUUUGUUCGCACUCUUAAUGGGCACAAGCGGGGCAUUGCCUGCCUCCAGUAUAGGGAUCGACUUGUCGUGAGUGGAUCGUCAGACAAUACCAUUAGGCUUUGGGAUAUCGAAUGCGGGGCCUGUUUAAGAGUGCUGGAAGGACACGAAGAGCUGGUGAGGUGCAUCAGAUUUGAUAACAAGAGGAUUGUAAGCGGAGCCUAUGAUGGCAAAAUCAAAGUUUGGGACUUGCAAGCUGCUCUUGACCCUCGUGCCCCAGCAAGUACGCUGUGCUUACGCACAUUGGUGGAACAUUCAGGUCGUGUGUUUAGACUCCAAUUUGAUGAAUUUCAGAUCAUUAGUAGUUCUCAUGAUGAUACCAUUUUGAUUUGGGAUUUUUUAAAUGUGCCUCCCAAUGCACAAAAUGAGUCACGCUCUCCAUCCAGAACAUACACUUACAUCUCCAGAUAACAGUCUGCAAUUUACUACUUUCCAAGGAUUCCACAGUCUUUGAACUACUGGAUAUUUGGCUCUUACAUACCUGAAGACCUUAGCCACCGCUAAAGUCAGAAGUGGUUCUAGAUGCUGUGUAGAUGCGAAGCAGCACAAUUCUAUAUCUAAACUUAUCUUUUCCAGUCCUUGGUCACUCAGUGGCCUCCUCCAAGGAAUUGACUAGGAAUUCACUGAGUUCAAGUAGAAGAAAUUCAGUCUAUCCUUCACUACAAUGCAAGAUCCAAAGCUUCAUGAGUAAAUUGCCCAUAUACACUGAACUGAUGGCUUGUUUUUCCAGGAGUAAAUCGGAUGUCAAGGGAGGACUUGACCUAAUUUAUAUUUGCUUUGCACUUUUAUCUGACUCUGAAGAAGAAAAACAUUCUCAGUGAAAUGUGGGUGCCAAACAUAUACCCAGAAUGUACAGGGCUUUGAGUUCAAAGUCGUCAUCCACCUGUAGACUUUACGUUUAAUGACAGAUGCGGAUCCUGUUUUGUUUGCUAGGAGUAUCAGUUGGACUGGUAGAAAUAUUUCUGGAUGAAUUGGUAAUAUUUUGGAUGAUAGUUUACCUAUUUCUGCACCAGUAAUUUGCUUUAAUUUAAAGAUUGUAAAUUGGGCUAGAUGAUCUAAACUAGAUGUACAGCACUGUCCUUUCUUUUAAUUGUGCUCUGUACUACAGCCGUCCUACUCCUUCUAACAUUUGGUAUAGUUGGAUCCUUCAUGUGUGCUUGCCUCAUUAUUUCCAAUACCGUAACUGUAUAAGCAUGUAGAUAUUAUGUACAUAACAUUGUAACCUCCAAGUGCUGGGAGUCAGGGUCUCCUGAUACUGUAUACAGAUGCCAAGGCAUAAGCUUUUAAGCAUCAAGGCAUUCUAACUACUGGCACCGAAUGGGGUUGAGAUGUGUUACUUUAGAAACAUUUCUCUGUGAAAAGGAGGGUUUUAGUAUUCGUUAGGAUUUUUCCUUUUUAAACAAAAAUGGGAUGAAAUAUCUUAAUGUUGCUUCUAAAAAAAAUUUAAAAACUAAACGUUAAAUUUGGUUUUCUUUUCCAUGCUGCAAUAUUUGCAAAUCACCUUCAGCCAUUGGCCAGAGUUGCAUACAUGACUAACAUCUUUUAAAAUCCACUUGAAGAAUCUUUGAAUUACCAUGCUGAUAAAUCAAAUUAAAAAUGAACUUCUAAUCCACUGUGACUUUAAGGGAGAUGAUCGGUGUUCCUCAUUUAAUUUUGAGAAACCUAGUUGUUAGGGCACACGUCAUUGGAACUUCUCUCUUUAAACUUGUGAUUGGCCAUGGUAGUUAUACACUCCCCAAUAAAAAAAUAAAUUCCCUACAAAUGCUGUAUCUGUAUCUUUACAUUAUUGCUGGGCAACAUCGUUUAGUGGCUUCUUCUAAUGCUCGUUUGAAAUGUAUUAACUAAUAAAGUAUAAUAUUGGUUGAUUUAGGAGAAGUAGUUGGCCUGGAUAUGGACACUGUCAUUCCUUAGUCAUAUGGUUUUGUAUUUGUUUUUCCUUUUUUGUCACUCUUGAUUUUUCUUUCUCCCCACCCCCCUUUGGUUGAGAGGUCAAGGAAUGUUGAUAACCAAUUAAAAUGACCAAUGAAUGAAUAUUGCUUAUUUAGUGGAACAGCUGUGGCUGGAUAUUUCACUCGCACACCUGCCAGCUUGUCAGUCAAAUUUUAAAAAUGAAAGCACAUGUCAGAUGUUUAAAAGGUGCAACUUGAGCUGCUUCUGGUAUUCCGCUCUUUGCCUUCCUGAGUGUUACAAAUCAACAGUUUGAGUUCAUAAAUUCCCUUUCUGAACACUGCUGCAAAUACUUGUUACAUGGAUAUGAUCAAACCCCACAAAAAAUAUAAGGGGGACACAUUCCCAUGUUCUCAGUUUUUAAUAUGGUUGACGGUUGUGGAAGUGGCUUAUCUCCCCCCCCCAUGUCAUCUAAUGGCUGUAAAAUGAAUGAAUUUCUAUAGCAGCCCUGAAGACGAAGGUAUUUAUGGAGAACUGUCCUUUUUAAUGCAUGUGUAAGAUUAAAUUCAUGUUUUUCCAUGGGAAAUAAUGGUAUUUGAAGAUGCAGCCUAAACUACUUUUGAUUGUGCUUGGUGUAACAUAGCCGUGGAGUUUGUGACUGGCACCCAAGGAACUUGGCUCCUGGGAUUAAUGAUAGUGAUCCUGGCUGUACUCUGGACUUUGUUUCGCUAAUCAUAACUGAGCAGCUGUAUGUUACUGCUAGAUUAAUGUUUCAAAGCACUGGGAUAGUCUUACUCUAACUUGUAAUUAUGUUUGCCAGUUACCUGUUUGGAAAGUUUGUGUAUGAACAGCUUAUUUGACAACUGUUGAAUUGUACAGAUAUUGUUCAUGAUAUAAGGCUUUGUACGUGGAAUGUGCUUAAUAAAAAAAAUUUAAACUUC
Molecule: messenger RNA, 4429 nt
Organism: Hemicordylus capensis (graceful crag lizard)
Lineage: Eukaryota; Metazoa; Chordata; Lepidosauria; Squamata; Cordylidae
Gene: FBXW11
Product: F-box and WD repeat domain containing 11
Exons: 15
Coding region: 417-2012 (531 amino acids)
Molecular function (GO): protein dimerization activity
Source: RefSeq, a predicted model, not a curated record